Molecule: messenger RNA, 2158 nt
Organism: Spinacia oleracea (spinach)
Lineage: Eukaryota; Viridiplantae; Streptophyta; Magnoliopsida; Caryophyllales; Amaranthaceae
Product: GDSL lipase-like
Exons: 5
Coding region: 1066-2151 (361 amino acids)
Molecular function (GO): lipase activity
Source: RefSeq, a predicted model, not a curated record
AUAUUUUUUGAGGUCUGGGUUUUUUGAUCGGGUCGUUUGGGAUCUUGGGAUAUUCUUUGUUUCUGCUAGACUUUUCUAGGGGAAUAUUCUUUUUUUUUUUUUUUUUUUUCCCUUUUGAGGUACGGGAUAAAUUAUUUAAAUCAUCGUUAUUCGAUGCCUGUGUACUGUGUAGGUUUUGUAGUUAAAAUUUCCCGUAUUUAUUAAACAAAAAUACACUUAUGUCCUUAUAAAAAAAAAUAACCCCAUAUCCUUUCACUUCUCACCUUUAUCUUUGUUAAAUUAACAAAAAAAAAAGUCACCACUUAGGGAGAUCUAAAUUUAGGCUUUAUUCUAUUCGACUUAUUUUGUCUAAACUUUUAUUAUCUAAACUUAUAUGAAAUUAAAUGAACUUAUAUGAACUUAUUUUAUCUGAAAAACUAGUCUGAAAUAAACUUAUUUGUGUGUGAAAAUGUCUAAUUUUUAUUUUUAUUUUUUCUGAACUUGUAUUAACUGAAUUUACCUAAACAUAUUUUGUCUAAAAUAAGUUGAACAGAAUAGAGUCUUAGUUAACAAUUAUAAUAUACUUUAAUGGGUUUAAUUAAGUUUUAUUCAAUGAUAAUAAGUUCAAGUAAGUAAAUAUCAAGUGAAAGGAAUGUUAACUAACGAAUUGAAACCGAAAAAAAAAAAACUUGGUAAUUAAGGAUCAAACCCGGCCAAGACCUUGAAUACUCCGUAGUACACAAUAACACCUUAACUACUAUUCUAAUUUAUAUUUAGCUAACUAAUUAGUUUGGAGGUCAUAUUCCGUCGCUCACUCCAAAAUCGCCCAUGAGUAUAAACAUAAUCUCCAAUUGCCAUAUUAAAAGAUAAUAUUACAAUUUCUGCAUGAUUCUUUUCUUAUUUGAAAUAAAAUAUUUGAAUACAUUGUUCUUUGCAUUUAUCUGUGUUUAUGCAUAGAAGGGUAGUAAUUUGUUCUUUUUUACCCCUCUUAAUUUCACGCAAUUUAAAAAAAAAAAUCAAAAUAAUAUUGUCAUCAGUAAUCAAUUGAUCCUGCCUAUACUAGUAUCACUACAAAUACAGAGUAAAAUGACACAAAUGUUUGUUACAUUGGCAAUUUGUGCAACUCUACUCUUUGUCUGCCCUACUAUCUCUAAUGCAGAAAACAUCAAGACUCCCCUCUUCGUCUUCGGCGAUUCGCUCUACGACAUCGGUAUGUCUUUUUAUAGCGACGUUGAGGGUGCUGGAGCUAAGCAUUGGCCUUAUGGUGAGCAUUACUUUAAUAUACCUGUUGGGAGGUACUCUGAUGGUCUCGUCAUUCCAGAUUUUAUAGCUAAAUUUGCGGAUUUGGACCCUUUGCAACCAUAUUUGGUACCAAGGAUUAAUAGCUACGCCAAUGGUAUCAAUUUCGCCUCUUCAAAUGCUUGUGUGCUCACUGAAACUUGUGUAGAAGCGAUAAAUUUGAAGAUGCAAUUGCACUAUUUUGUCCAAAUGGUGCAAAAUUUGACCCAACAAGUUGGAAAAUCAGAGGCAAAUCGGCAUUUAUCCAAAGCAGUCUACUUGUUCAACAUUGGUGCAGAUGAUUACGUUACCCUCUUCCAAACGACUUUAAAAAAACGUCCUCUUUCCUUUUACGAUAAGAAUCUUUACAUGAAACAGAUACUUGGCAACCUCACCGUUCACAUCAAAACCAUCUACAACCAAGGAGGAAGGAAGUUUGCAUUCCAAAACGUUGGACCUAUUGGAUGCAUGCCAUCAGUGAAGUAUACACUUGAUUUUAACGGAACAUGUGCGCAAGAGCCGCAAGAGUUGGCUAGGAUGCACAAUGCUGCAUUUUCUGCAGUUGCCAAGAGAUUGCUUAGCGAAUUACCAGGGUUCAAGUACUCAAUAUAUGACUUCUAUGUUGCAUUACACCAGCGCGUCUUGUAUGGCAAUACAUAUGGUUUCAAGGAGAGUGAAAUAGCAUGUUGCGGGAGUGGAGCUUUCAAUGGUGACUACAGUUGCCAAAUGGAAGACCGAACCUUUUCACUUUGCAACAGUCUGAAUGAUUAUUUGUGGUUCGAUGCUCGACACCCGACUCAUAAAGCUAACCACCAAUUCGCUAAAGAAUUCUGGAGUGGAGGACCCGACGUUGUAGCUCCUUACAAUUUGCACAAUUUGUUUGCCAUGCCUUAAAUUUGGA